CUAUAGGCCCAGAAACCCUGAAUCUUUCGAGGCCAGGGCCUGAAGAAGAAGUUUACACUCACCGGGAAUCAUUGCACAUUUAAAUACGCUUGCACAACCCAAAGAACUCAUCCACUUCCGAUUCUGACUUCUGAGCCUAUUCUUACCAAAAGAAAAUAUGUCAGUUACUUUGCACACAAAUCUUGGUGACAUCAAGUGCGAGAUCUUCUGCGACGAGGUCGCUAAAACAGCAGAGAACUUUUUAGCACUAUGUGCCAGUGGCUAUUAUGAUGGGACUAUAUUUCACAGGAAUAUUAAAGGUUUUAUGAUUCAAGGCGGAGACCCAACAGGAACUGGCAAAGGGGGAACAAGCAUAUGGGGCAAGAAGUUCAAUGAUGAGAUUAGAGAAUCCCUCAAGCAUAAUGCAAGGGGUAUAUUGUCAAUGGCUAAUAGUGGUCCUAAUACUAAUGGGAGCCAAUUCUUCAUAUCUUAUGCAAAGCAGCCACAUCUCAAUGGAUUAUACACUGUGUUCGGCAAAGUGAUCCAUGGUUUUGAAGUCCUGGAUAUCAUGGAAAAGACUCAAACGGGACCAGGUGAUCGACCUCUUGCAGAGAUUAGGCUCAAUCGUGUGACAAUACACGCCAAUCCGCUUGCUGGCUAGUCUUACCUCAGCAAUUGUGUUGAGUUGCAGUGUAGUGAACACUAAUGUGUCAAGACAAUGGAUGAUUUUAGGAUUCAACUCACCAGUAGACGUUUUCCUGGUCACGAAUAUGAAUUAACAACAAAAUUUUUGAGAUAAAGAGGAAAAGUUUGCAGUGGGUACUCUCACCUGCGUAAUUAUGUAUAGUAGCAAUCAGUUCAUCAGAGUUUGUAACAAUGAAAGUUCAAACUUUCAGCAACAUUACUCAAAAAAGAUAGCUGCCAUUUCAGGUUGGGGUGGUCAUGGAUUUUUCUUU
This is a messenger RNA of Theobroma cacao (cacao), 935 nucleotides long. Its product is annotated as Cyclophilin-like peptidyl-prolyl cis-trans isomerase family protein. Gene Ontology annotation, biological process: protein peptidyl-prolyl isomerization; protein folding. Gene Ontology annotation, molecular function: peptidyl-prolyl cis-trans isomerase activity. Gene Ontology annotation, cellular component: catalytic step 2 spliceosome. Lineage: Eukaryota; Viridiplantae; Streptophyta; Magnoliopsida; Malvales; Malvaceae. The record is from RefSeq and is a predicted model, not a curated record.